This is a messenger RNA of Penicillium manginii, 450 nucleotides long. RefSeq lists its product as uncharacterized. Bases 1 to 450 code for a protein of 149 amino acids. The transcript is spliced from 3 exons. The record is from RefSeq and is a predicted model, not a curated record. Lineage: Eukaryota; Fungi; Ascomycota; Eurotiomycetes; Eurotiales; Aspergillaceae.
AUGGUGCUAACCUUCGUCCCUUCAAUAGUGUCUGCCAACCUGGUUCCUCUCACCGUCAUUAAGGGCGCCGGCUCUGAGCAUAUCCCUCUUCCUCAGGGAGAGAACGCCACCCUCGCCGACUUCCACUCUAUCCGGACCAACACUACCCACAGCCCCGCAUACUUCACCUCUGGCUUCUACAAGAUCGAGGCUGGACCCGCUCGUCCUGCCCACUACACCUUCGAGGAGACCAAGUACAUCCUGAACGGACAGAUCGACAUCCUGGACGAGGCCACUGGCAUCACCCACCACCUCGUUCCCGGUGACUUCGCCUUCUUCAACGUCGGAACAAAGGUCAAGUUCUCGACGAAGUCUAGCGGUCUCGCUUUCUACGCUGUUACUCGCCCUGUUCGCACUCCCCACCCCAACCUCCAGGGCCGCGAGGAGGAGAAGAAGUCGUCUCGUCUGUAG